This is a messenger RNA of Oncorhynchus mykiss (rainbow trout), 1004 nucleotides long. RefSeq lists its product as uncharacterized. The record is from RefSeq and is a predicted model, not a curated record. NCBI's taxonomy places the organism in Eukaryota, Metazoa, Chordata, Actinopteri, Salmoniformes, Salmonidae. Gene Ontology annotation, cellular component: membrane.
GUGGUAUCAUGAAAUUCGAGGUUAGUUGUACAUUGCUAGAAAAGCGUAUUUACGAGCCGUCAGAUAAGAGGGCUUCAGUGAUGAGGAAAUGCCCAAAGUUUAAGUUUGUUGAAAAGUUCAGAUCGAUGACCUCUUGAUUUAGUCAACUGAUCAAGUCUCUAAAGUUUGAUGAUGUCGGUGAACAUGGUGUCUAACAUCAGUCCAGUAGGGGGAGUAAGUGAGACACAUUCUGCCACAGUGGGAGGGAGUAAACCCCUGCACCGCUUCAUAAGAGGGGAGCCGAAGAGUAUUGGGAUUGUAAUGCUGUUCAUGGGCUCAUCACUCUUCCUCUUGGCGAUUCCCAUGAGAAUGGAUCCACUGGAGUCCUCUGCGGAGAAUUUCACCUCUUUUUGGCUAGGAAUCCUUUUCAUCAUCUGUGGGCUGUUAUACGUGUUCACAGAGAAGAAUACUUCAAAACAAUUGGUGACAGCAAGCCUGGCCCUUAGUAUCAUCUCUAUAUUGGGGGUCACAGUGGCUUUCUUUGAAUUCCUUAAAGGCAUCCUGAACAUGCAGUAUUACCAUUACCGCUAUUAUUAUUCCUACUAUGAUGACAUCACAAACUCUACCAGAGUUGAUGUCCCCUGGCGUAAACAUCAUACGGGCCAGUUGCUCAGCCUUGAGGCUGUAUUCAUGUAUCAGAGCUUAGUGGGAAUGGUGUUCCUAAUAAUGAUGACAGCAUUUGCCAGGGCUGCCUUGCGGUCCAGUAAGACACAGGCAAUUGUGGUAAUGAACAAUCUACCAUCAGCAGACUGAAUGAAGAAAAAGCAAGCCUUUUAUGACUGUCUCUGCCAUGAUGGAUGGAUCGAAAACUUGCAUUUAUUGAUAUAAAAUAAAUGUAUUCAAUGUGUAGAACAUUUAAUUAAAGCCGCAUAUAGAAAUUGUCUUUGUAUACACUUUACUUUGAAAUAAAUGUAAUAAAAUAACACAUCCAUGUAAUACAAUAAACAAUUAACAUGAUAUCAUUA